This is a messenger RNA of Vitis riparia (riverbank grape), 526 nucleotides long. RefSeq names its product tripeptidyl-peptidase 2-like. The record is from RefSeq and is a predicted model, not a curated record. The transcript has 2 exons. The coding region runs from base 113 to 526 and encodes 137 amino acids. Lineage: Eukaryota; Viridiplantae; Streptophyta; Magnoliopsida; Vitales; Vitaceae.
AUUUUCGUCCCUGCUGCCACCAACCACUAAGAUUCCGGGACGUGGCGGCGCCACCCCUUCACCUGCACCGAAAAGAACUCAAAUUACCUGAACACCCUUCACAAAGUCACAAAUGCAAAACCCAAUUUGGGCGAGUAACCCACUCGAGUCGCCCUUUUUGGGUCAUCCUUGCUCGAAACUCGUCAUUCAGUCUACCAGGAGGCUUACCAGAAGAAGAAGAAAGGGAGGAGAGAGAGGGAGAGAGUGGGCGGUCAGGGCAAUGCCUUGUUCUUCUAAAAAUACGUCGUCUUCUUCUAGAGAUGACAAUGGUGCCCUUCGUGCUUUCAAGCUGAGUGAGUCCACGUUUUUGGCUUCUCUUAUUCCUAAGAAGGGGAUUGCUGCUGAUCGAUUCGUCGAGGCGGAUUCUAAGUACGAUGCCCGUGAGGUUGUUGUCGCUAUUUUUGAUUCUGGUGUGUUACAAGUUACCUCAGGUGGGAAACCGAAGAUCUUUGAUGUUCUUGAUUCGUAUUAUAAAACUACUUGUUAG